CACUGCCUUGCUCAUCCCUAAUCAGCUACAACCAAACGAGCAUUUUUGUACGCGUUUUUUUUUCAUCAAGUAUUUUCGUUGCUCUUAAAUUAAAAUAAUAAAAUGGAUGUGCGUCCAAAUCAAACUAUUUAUAUAAACAAUCUAAAUGAAAAGAUUAAAAAGGAGGAGCUUAAGAAGUCGCUCUAUGCCAUUUUCUCACAAUUCGGCCAAAUACUCGAUAUUGUGGCGUUGAAAACAUUAAAAAUGCGAGGACAGGCAUUCGUCAUAUUUAAGGAAAUUGGCAGUGCCUCGAACGCGCUGCGUACAAUGCAGGGCUUUCCGUUUUACGACAAGCCCAUGCGCAUUGCCUAUUCCAAAUCCGAUUCGGAUAUUGUGGCUAAAUUAAAGGGCACCUACAAAGAGCGACCAAAGAAGGUGAAGCCGCCAAAGCCGGUGCCGGGCGUCGAGGAGAAAAAGGACAAGAAAAAGAAGCAGAGCAGUGCCGAAAAUUCAAAUCCAAAUACACAAACAGAGCAGCCACCAAAUCAAAUCCUAUUCCUCACCAACCUGCCGGAGGAGACAAACGAAAUGAUGCUCUCAAUGCUGUUCAAUCAAUUCCCCGGCUUCAAGGAGGUGCGCCUGGUGCCCAACCGUCACGACAUCGCCUUUGUGGAGUUUACCACCGAGCUGCAGAGCAACGCAGCCAAAGAAGCGCUUCAGGGCUUCAAAAUCACUCCCACGCACGCUAUGAAAAUCACGUUUGCCAAAAAGUAAACUCAGCACAA
This is a messenger RNA of Drosophila hydei, 764 nucleotides long. It is a transcript of the gene snf, whose product is annotated as U1 small nuclear ribonucleoprotein A. Gene Ontology annotation, molecular function: U1 snRNA binding. Gene Ontology annotation, cellular component: U1 snRNP. The transcript has 2 exons. The coding region runs from base 103 to 753 and encodes 216 amino acids. Gene Ontology annotation, biological process: mRNA splicing, via spliceosome. NCBI's taxonomy places the organism in Eukaryota, Metazoa, Arthropoda, Insecta, Diptera, Drosophilidae. The record is from RefSeq and is a predicted model, not a curated record.